UUAUAAGAAACAUGUGUAAUCAGUUAUGAAGACAGUGCAUGGCUUAGAUUUCACCUCUACCCUUAGAUCGAACUCGCAAACAUGUCAAAAGGUGUUUUAACUUCGUGACACGAUAUGCUGUCUAUCUGGCGCGUACAAAGCAAUCAAAAACGAUGCGAAUCACCGUCUUGAGCUAAAUGAAGUACACAUGUGGCCGUGGAAAGCAAACCCGCUUAUUGUCUCAAAUAUUAUGCAGACUUAAAGCACUCUUAAAAUCGAUUUGGUGUUCUAAAUCUCUUAACCUUGCUGUUAAACCUCUUCAAAACCACAGAAAUCCUUCCGUGGAGACAUUGCGAAUCGGCGAUUAGCAACGAGCAAGUAACCAGAACUUCUUAGAGCCUGCGGGAAGGUUUGCCCAGCGCAGAGCGAAAGGACCGAGAUUUCGCCUCGGAAAACACGAAUACAGCGAUGUGGUGCCAAAGGCUGGUGCUUACUCUUUGGUUGAUGAUCGCAUGCUUCGUCGGUGGAUUGCAGGAUUUCGGAUUUGUAAGCAGUCUACAGCCGCACGGGAGACCCUUCAAACUCAAUAGCUUGAAAGACAGUUUACCAAAUAUUCAGCCACGAGCGCGACGGGAGUCAAGUCGUCGACGGGUGAGGAGAAAGCACACAUACAAUUUGAAACGGACGCCUAUUCGAGAUGCGAAGAACAGAAAUGCUUUAUGCUUAGAUGGUUCUGAAGCAGUCUUUUACCUGAGUCGUAAUUCAGAUUCAAAGUACUGGGUUGUACAGUUGCAAGAAGGAGGCUCUUGUGGGACAUACGAAUCGUGUUUGCAUAGAUCCAGAGGCCCUCUGGGCUCAUCAAGAAACUACAGUGAUUAUUUGACAGGGACUUUUGUUGCUUCUGAUGACCCACAGGAAAAUCCUAUGUUUUCAUCGUGGAAUAAAGUAUUUGUGCCAUAUUGCAGUGGUGAUGUAUUUGUUGGUAGAAGAGGAAAAGACCAGAAUGAUUAUGACAUGGAUAUGUGUGGACAUUUCAUAGUUAAAGCCAUAUUUUUUCAGCUAAUUGAAGAUUACCGGAUUAACAAACCAGGAACAGAGAUUUUGUUUGGUGGUGCUUCUUCUGGUGGGCUUGGAAUGUUUGCAAAUAUUGACUAUAUUGAGGGGCUUGUAAAACCUGCUGAGAUUAGAGGAUAUAAUGAUGGUGGCUGGUUUACUCUGUAUCCUAACUUUGGUGAAACAGCAAAUGCAGGGCCACCUUUUUUCUUUCAAGUCUUAAGCUAUAUGUUUCACAAUUUGUGGGAUGGCUUUGUCGACGAGACUUGUAGAGCUAAUAUGCCCAAGGCAGAAGCUUGUCUCUAUGGAGAAUUAGUUUUCAAGCAUUUAUCAGCCCCUGUGUACGUGUUUGUGGCUCAGUGGGACUCCUACCAAUUGCAAGAACUUGUUCAUUCCAAGUUUCCUACUAUGAGACUUCCACCGGAGCUACCAAGCGAAGCAGAAUACCUUGGAAAGUUCGGGAAAAACACGCACAGAUCUCUUAGACGGGUUAUUAACAGCCAGAAGGAUGGCGUUUUUUCCCCAGCUUGUUUUAUGCAUUCGUUUUCUGGCGAUAAUUUAACUAGUACAAAGCAAACAUUGGCUUGUGAAAUAGAUGGGAAGACACCAUAUAAAGCCUUUUCUGAAUGGUUUAUUAGCAAUGGUACCCGAGGGACAUAUGUGGAGGAACCGUUGGACAUACCAGAAUGUAACCCGUCUUGCUGCUCAAAGCUCUGUAUAAAGUGUCGUAAACCGAGACCGUCUGUCGUAUACGAUGAACCCACUCCCCAAACAAUCAGUGGAAAUGGUGGGUCUCGGUUGCAGCAAUCAGUUGUUACAAUAUGGAUUUGUGCAGUUUUGAUUUAUUCUUUCGUCUUUUGGAGGGACGUAGUGCUUUUGUAGGACCCAUGGAAAUUACAAAUAACUUUGGAUGCUACUACAGCGCUAUGACAGGUGAUGGUGGGCUGGGCGUUCCAGUGACAAGGUGAACGCUCACGGCAUAGUUGUCAUGAGAACUAUUGCUACUCUUCUUGGGAUAAAACUGAUGUCCAAUUUUAGUCUGUUUUCACUGUGAAAGUGAGAGAAUUGCAGACAGUGGUUAUCCUGGAAAACAAAACUGCCCGCAUAAAAUUUACCAGUGAAAUCUUGACGUGAACGCUCUUUAACACGAUGCGAUCAAUUUGCAAAAUUUUCCUGACUUAAAAAUCGUAAAGUAAUUGCUGCGUAUGCUGCAGAAAUCUCUUUUGCGAACCGAAAUUUAAUAUUUCUGCUUAUAAAAGUAAUUCAAACUGUAAUGUUCUCUAUUAUU
This is a messenger RNA of Pocillopora verrucosa, 2320 nucleotides long. RefSeq lists its product as uncharacterized. The record is from RefSeq and is a predicted model, not a curated record. NCBI's taxonomy places the organism in Eukaryota, Metazoa, Cnidaria, Anthozoa, Scleractinia, Pocilloporidae. Gene Ontology annotation, molecular function: hydrolase activity.